Molecule: messenger RNA, 6100 nt
Organism: Drosophila gunungcola (fruit fly)
Lineage: Eukaryota; Metazoa; Arthropoda; Insecta; Diptera; Drosophilidae
Biological process (GO): regulation of transcription by RNA polymerase II
Molecular function (GO): DNA-binding transcription factor activity, RNA polymerase II-specific; RNA polymerase II cis-regulatory region sequence-specific DNA binding
Source: RefSeq, a predicted model, not a curated record
AAAUUGGCACGGUUAUAAUAAAAUAGACAAUUGAGUUUCGAUUUGAUUGGUUAAUUGCACACAAAAAAGUAUAAAGUGAACUUUUUAUUAACGACAAAGUUUAAAUUAAACCCUGUGUUUACAUCCGCAAGCCUUGCAUAAAAUAGUCAAUUUCCGACCGCAGCGAUCUGGCAACGCCGCAUAUUUUUCGAGACGCAGAACGCAAGAUAUUUCUUAUCUGUCUUGUAAAAAAAUGGAUUAUUUCAUUUCGGUCGGUGCGUAUCUCGGAAAAUCGCAUGCCUUUUGGCAGUAGAGAAGGCCACCAACUUUCCACGCCCAACUCCCCGUGUCCCCCGCCCGUGGGGAAAAUGGGAAAGCAACAAUAUCUGGCAUCCGUAUCUUCGUCCGUCGCAGCCGUCAAAAUGUUCGUCGCGCCAGUUAUCGACUCGACAAUCUCCAUCUCCUAAAAGCACACACACACUCAAUCGCACGCAGGCCAGCACACACACGUAACCUGCCAGUAGAAGCGCCCUUAAUCUUGGCCAGAAACCACAAGAACAACAAGAACACCAGCAGCAGCAGCAGCGAAGGAACAGCAGCAGUAGGCGGAGGGAAACGGAGGCGCCGCUAGCACUAGCACCUAUCAUGUCCGAGAAGCACGGCCAGCUGGGUGAGCAGUGGACGAAAUCAGCGGCGCCAGCAGCCUCAGCACAAGCCUCAAAUUCCAUCCCCAUACAUCUACCGAUUCCCGUAGCGCUUCCCCUCCAGAAACCCAAUGCCAGUCCCUAUGGCAACUGCAGCCUACAGCCAGCGGAUAUUGUCUAUAACGCAACCCGGUUCCAGGGAUCUGCUAUCCAUGCCAAGGCUUCACCCCUGACCAUAACACCCGUGGGCCCUGGCGGUGGAGCUCCUGCCGCCGCCCAGGUCUCGCCCACGAGCCACACCCAUGUACCUGUACCUGUAGCCACGCCCAGCGGCUUCGUGCCGCCUCCGUUUCCCAUUGCCGCCGGCGGCAGUGGUGGUGGUGUCUCCAUGUCCGUGCUCACCCCGAAUCACUUUGUCACGGCAGCUGGAAACACUGCCUUCACCUUCAACACGGCCCAGCAACUGGGUCUGGGCAAGAUCAUGCACGCCAUGGGUGGAACCACAGGUGGAGUGUCAGCGGUAUCAGUACCAGUAACCACAAAUCCGGCAACGGCUGCUCCUUCGGCUCCCACAAUAACUGGCCAGAGGCAUCCCAAUGACGUGGUGCCAGCGGCCGGUGGAGUGAUCAAUUCCACCAUUGCCGAGAAUGUAAUGAACGCUUUGAGCAACUCCAAAUCAGUGGGAGCUUCGGUGCCCAACGAUGAGAAGAUGCGAAGGGUGCAGCAGGUGAUCGAGGGCAGCUUAGACGACAAUGCCAAGCUGCAGAUUUCGCAGAUCCUUGAGCGUGUCUCGGGAUUAAAGCCCAUUGAGAAGCUAUUCCUUUAUCUUCGAUUGCCUGGCGAGUGUGCAGACACAGAUCCGCUCAGGCAGCCACAAAAUCCGCUGGGAACGCGCUCGGAGAUUAACCACACCAUCAAUUGGGUGCGUUCCCAUCUGGAGCACGAUGCGCAGGUGUCCAUACCGAAGCAGGAUGUGUACAACGAUUACAUAGCUUAUUGCGAACGCCUCAGUAUCAAACCACUUUCCACGGCGGAUUUCGGCAAAGUGAUGAAGCAGGUAUUUCCGGACGUGCGUCCUCGGAGACUGGGAACGCGAGGAAACUCCCGAUAUUGUUACGCGGCCAUGCGGAAGACCACCAAGCUGACGCCUCCACAACUUCCACAGCUAUGCAAAACCGAGCAGGCCUCAGGUGGUGAUGCCACUGCUGACGUCAGUCAUCUGAAUAACGCCUCUAGUUUGGGUGCAUUACAGUCGCCAGGAGGCGAAUCUGAAUGCUGGGAUGUGGUGCGCAGCUGGGCAGAGAAGUUGCUGAACACCAAGCUAGAAAGCGUGGCGGAUUUAAGCUCCCGCAUCAGGAGCAACAAUGCCACAGUUUCGGUAAAAAAGUACACACCACGGGAACCCAAGGAAAAAAGAGUUUUAGCAGACAUUGGACCCCUGAAGAAGCGGCGCAAAAAAAAACGCAAGGGCUCCACAUCCUCGGAAUCCAGCUGCAAUCAAUUAGUUGCCGGUCAGGACGCGGGCAGCAGCCAGGAGGCCAGCGACGAACAGCUACUGAAGAUCAAGCAGGAGAUCAUAGACUCGCCCAUUCAGCACCAGCAACCGCCUAUGGGCGUCUACCUUCAGCAGGUGACGCCUAUGAACCUGGCCACAGAUCAGCGAAGCAGUGGCGCUGUGCGCAACCUCACGCCCAAAAUUUUGGAGAUGGGCUCGCCGGCCGUUCUGCUUGCGCAGCAGGAGCCCUCGCCCACGGGCAUAGUCAUCAAGGACGAAGUGGAGGAUUACACCUCAAACAUUUUCUGCAAAAAGGUUUUAAAGGCGCAGCAGACGAAAGGAUUCUGGGCCAAUUCUCCUAGCAGUGGCACAACGGGCGGUGGCGGCCUUCUGGUACCGCCAACAAUCACCACCACCUCGGCCACACCCCCGCCGCCGAACUCUAAUAAUUCCCCAGUUCCUGGACCUGGACUCUCCAUGGGUCCGCCCUCACAGAUAAUGAACGCCAGUUCGGUGAGCCCGUCGAGCAGCGUGGACACCACGCCCAAGGUGGCCUCCCGAAACCAAAUGAUACUGCGGGCCAAGCGGGUAAUGGCAGCGGAAAAUGCCGCAUUGGCAGCUGCCGCCGAGGACUCCGGACUGCCGGAGAACCUCGGAUUGCCCAGAGAGCGUGUGAUCAGCAUCUGCAACAUGGACAAGCAUGAGCUGGACGACUACUUUCUGCCUGGCGAGGACGAGGAGAACUCCGAGGAGCCCGACACCGAGCUGCUCCAAUAUUUUCCGAUGGGAGACGCUGAGGAAAAACAACUGAAUUCCUUGGAUGCUGCCGAACAGAACUGGAAUCCACAAGAGCCAACGACGAUGGGCUCUGCACCGGAGGCGAUGCCCGCUCCCGGCCGCGGAGCAGCCGCCGUCGUCGCCGCACCAGCAGCGAUGCUGGCGCCGGUGCCAGCGUCUUCGAUGCUGCCCGGACAGGCCGGAGUGGGUUCUGCCUCAGCGUCUCUGGCCCUAAUGUCAAAAAAGCAUCAACAGCAGCACCAGCUUCAGAGCCUGCAGCAGCAAUUGCAGCGUUCCAAGCAGCUGCCCAAUAUCAGCAACAACAAGAGAAAGAUCAGCCUAAGCAACGCCUCCAGCAACGGCAGCAACAAGAAUUGCAUUUUCCUGCCCAUUUCUCCAAAUAUCAACGGAUCCAAUGGACCAGUGGCGACAACGACAGUCCUGGGGACGGCAAAUCCCAGCCAAAAUUGCUUCGCCAGUCCGGGUCUGACCAGAAUGAGGCAACGACCCAACUUGUUGAGCAAGCAGCAAUCCCUGGACUGUGACAACCGAGAUCCCAUGAUCGGAGCCCAUCGCAAGGUUCGAGGCUAUGUGUAUAGCUAUCCUACGAGCACGUCUGCCUCCGCUCCACCCAGUCCCUCGCUUCUCCAACAAUGGAUGGGCGGCAAUUGGUCGUUAAGUGGCGGGAAUAGCUCAAGCUUUGCAGACACCAGCCACAGCGCUGAUCCGCUGGUCAACCAAAACUCAAUGGAUCUGGAGACGAGUCUGGCGCUGACGGGAGCAAACGAACUGGAUACGUCGGAGAUGCAGCGUUCGCAGUCGGUGCCACUCUCUCAAUUGCAACGUAGGAGCAGCCAACAGUCGCCCAGUCUACAUUUCUACUCCGAGAAUAGCAACAGCCAGCAGUCGGCGCCACUAAAGGAUACAGGAUUGCUCUACGAGGAGGUGGAUGUGGGCUCUCUGAUCUCGCCCAAUUUCAACAGCAAGUUUAAUAGCAUUACCCAGCAGACGGCCACCACGUGCAGCUCCUCGGCGGGCUCAUCAUCCGGCUACAGCAGCGGCGGCUCUGCGGGAAUUGUCUCACGAUCGGUACCCUCCACUCCGCUGCCACAUCAGCACCAAAACAGCCUUACAUCCUUGAACGGAGCAGGCGUAGCGACAGCCAGUGGAGGUGAUGUUUUAGGAAUCGGAAAUGGAGGCAGCUGCGGAGCUGGAAAUGGCUUCUUCACCAUCUCGGACUCAUUUAACUGGGAAGGAUCUACGGGGAGUGGUAACCAGGUUGCUUACGGAUCACAUUCUUACGGUGCCCGCAAUCCACUGGACAUUUCCAAAUCGAUGCCGACGACACCGAUAGCAACACAACGUUUCCGCUACAGUCCUGCGGAGGUGCACCGCGAUUUUCUCAUAAAUGGCAAUACCAUUGAUAGUUUAACUUCAUCCGCUUUUGGAGCGGGAGGAGGUGCCACGGAUCCGGCAUUGGCUCUCAGCACGGACACCCUGAUCGAUGACAGUGCGCCCAGCAGCGCCGGUGUGGUGGAGGCGAUGAUCGGUGUUACAGACAUACUCGACGACUUUUAGAAUUUGCAUGAAGAGGAAGCUCAGGAGGACCAUGAAAUACCCGAGCGGCAGGAGCCGGAUGAAGUGGAGGAGAGUGAGGUCGAAUCAUCUGUCAAGGAGGACGCCAAUGUGGUGGCCUGUCUGCUGCAGCAUGUAGACCAGUUGUAGAGCCUUCUAUCAUCCGACUCCUGCUGUGUUCAUGUCUCGUUACUUAUUUGUGUUUUGUCUAAGUCCUUUUUUUUGUUGUUUCUGUUCCAAGAGUUCCAUUUUUCUAUUUUUUUUAAUUGGAAAAUUUAGCUUCUUAACAUAAUUACAAAUUCAAUUUACGACGAUGAUUUCUAAAAGAAAAGUUUAGCUUUAAAUUAGGUUCUGACAAAAAUAGCAUGUUAAGUUUAACUGAAAAAGAAUCCUGAAAACCUCCUCCACAAACGAGCUUUCUCUUCAUGCCAAUCGCAAAAUAAGAAAAAAAUCCAACAAAAUCCUAUCUUCCCUCUGUCUUAACUAAUCAACAGCUUAACUAUGCCUCUAAUUGGUUUCAUGAAAUGAAAUGUCCAACAGCAUUAGAGGUUUGAGUUGACCCGACUUCUGUAAUCUAUUUAUCUUUACCCUCAGGCCCUUGUUGUACGUAUGCAAUUGGCAUAUUGUUGUAAUUACUAAACAUUAACAUUAACAAACGGAUGGCGAUGGCGAUGGCGGACAGCAAAUCGGUUUCCCCUUGCUGUAUGUAGUUGCAUAAUUUUAUCGUUGAACAACAUUACAAAUGAAACGAACUUAAAGUCUGAAUGAAGGAAACGUGUGCAGCGGUUUUAAAAACGAAAACAAAUUUACAAAAUGUUACUGUAAACGAAUGUACAUCUAGAACUAUAGAACCUAACCUCGGCGCUCGACAAGUUUGUCUUCCUGCGACCCUCGAUUGUACAUAUAUAAGUAUAUAUAUAUAUAUAUAUAUAUUUCUAGAACGAUUUCCAUGCGGAUUUUAUAAGGGGUCGCAGCGAACCAGUCUCAGUUCAAAAUUGUCAAAUUUAAAUGUGUGUUUGUAUGGUGUUGUAAGGUAUUGAGAAUAGCGAGCUUCGUCAAUUGUUCAUCGAAUUCAUUGGCCUCCUUCGAUUUUACUAACCCAGCCCCGAUCUACAUAUUAUAUUUGUUACGCUAUAUCUUUAUCUGUCUAUCUUAAACGCUUUUGAUUCUUCGAUUAGUUGUAAGUGUUUGUUUGUUAUACCUGUUUAUUAUUUUUGUUUAAUUCACGCUUUCUCGGUUCGAUCUGCGCGUGUAGUACUUGAGUUGUGCUAUCAAUGGAUUUUGUACGAUGUUUUGUAGUUCAUGUUUUCUAAUGCCUGAAUUUCUAGUUGUAAUGUCGUUUCUUGUGCCCAGUUUGUCAGAGUCUUAAGUUCUAUUUUAUCGAUAUGAACAAAGUUUAGCUUUAAACACUUCUUAUUAGUAAUUCACAUUGCAAAUGAAUGUUAAUUUGUUUGUAAAACAAAGUAAAACACAAGCCCCAAACCUAUUUUCGUUCUAAAACCAAUAAUUCGGCUCAUGUGAGCAGAAAAUGUUUUUAAAAUUGUAAAGAAAAUAAAUCAUAAAUGUGCCUCAGGCUUUAUUGUAAAACAAUUAUAUACCACAACAAAUAUAUUCAUACAAACAUACAAAA